Capsaspora owczarzaki ATCC 30864 is the source of this 3595-nucleotide messenger RNA. RefSeq lists its product as hypothetical. Gene Ontology annotation, cellular component: membrane; cytoplasm. Bases 142 to 3561 code for a protein of 1139 amino acids. NCBI's taxonomy places the organism in Eukaryota, Filasterea, Ministeriida, Capsasporidae. The record is from RefSeq and is a predicted model, not a curated record. Gene Ontology annotation, biological process: cell communication; lipid metabolic process. The transcript has 3 exons.
CUCCUCUCUAGACACUCUUAUUCCCCUAUCAAUUGGGCUGUUUUUUGUGUGUGGGCUCAGUCUUCGACCACUGAAUCACGAAACCACUGUCGAAUCUGCGUUUCGAAGCGCUUCUUCUUUGCUUUGCCGCGCCGAUCGAAAAUGCCUGCAAACGCUCGUUCUGCGGCAGUCCAGCACGGCAUUGUCCGUAGCGGUGGCAGUGUCGGUCUGAGUCAUCCGGCCGGUCCUCGUCACUGGCAGCGGCUCACGUCGGUGGUCGCCGUGCAUUCGCCGUCAUCAUCAUCGCUGCUCCUGCGACUGUCCUCGCUCUUCUGCUUGCUGCUGAUGCUGAUGCUGACGCUGAUGCUGAUGCUGCCGCUGUCCGGCACUCGUUCUGCUGCGGCCGCUGCCUCGACGUCCCAGUCAGACCCAGCCAACAAGCUCGCCAUUCCCAGCUUACCGUGCGGAGCGCAUUUCGAUUACUGGUCAGAGUCGUGUGCAGCAAUCGGAUCGCAGGCAUCAAGAACGUGCUCUCAUGGCGGUAGAUUGCUCGACCCAACCAGCUGCACAACGCACUUCCAUCCCCACUCCAAGUCGUGUGGCAUUCUCAAGAUGGGCUGCCAGUCAAUGUGCCGAAUCACUGCCCCGAGCUGCAGUGGCGGCACAUUGAGCUUCACGGCCACCAGCUAUCGCGUGUCCUCGGAUGCCAAACAAGUCACUGUCGCCGUGCAUCGGAUGAACGGCGACAACUCGGAUGCGUCCGUUCGGCUGCACAUUCACAGCAACAAGCUGACUUCGCCCGAGGCCGCGCUCGCGAGCGCCGACAUUUGGCGCCGAUCGUUUGUUCUUCGCUGGCUCGCGGACGACACUGCCAGCACCAAGCAAAUCCCCCUGCAAAUCGCCGACAUUCACGACGGCGGCCAAGUGUCGGUCUGGCUCAGAGAUAUCGAGGGGGCGUCGCUCGGUGAGAUUGAGCACGCCGCGGUGCAAAUCAUUGACAACCACCACGAAACGGGCAUCCUUGACUUUGCCCAGUGCGAGUACCGUGUCCUCGAAGGUGCUGGCUCUGUCACACUGACGGUGCAGCGGCGUGGUGGGACAGUUGGCGAGGCGAGCGUCCGCCUCAAGUAUGUCGGAGGCACUGCUACGCCUGUGGGCGACUUUGAGCGAAUCCGCAAGCAUACAACGCUGCACUGGGCAGACGGCGAUGGCGCAGACAAGACGUUUACGUUGAUCAUUCACGACGACUCCGAUCCCGAGCCCGACGAAACGGUUGAAAUUGCGCUCGUGGAGCACGAGGGCGUCACCAUCGGCCAGUUUUGCUCUGUGGUCGUUGUUGUCAUCCUCAACGACGACGCCGAUGGCGGCCCGAUCCAGCUCGACCAAACAACGAAAAUGCUCAGCGACCUGUUGCAGUUUGAUGUCAACUUUGAUGCGCACCAUCGCCACUCGUUCUUGUCCUCCUUCCAGUCUCGCACUUAUGCUGCCGGCGAGCUUGUCUACCGACAGCAUGACAAGAGCACCGAGUUUUACGUUGUCGAGUCUGGUUCCUUGGAUGUGCUGCUCUCCGAGCCGGGUCGCGAUGCUCCUCGUCACCUCUCCACGAUCACCGCAGGCGGCUCGUUUGGCGCCGUUCAAGCCCUUUACGGCACAUCACGAUUGACCACUGUGCGUGCACGUGAAGUCUCUCGGAUCUGGCUGGUGGAUCGCGAGUCGCUGCGUCGCUACCAGCUGUCGACGCCCGAGCUGUACGAAAAGGUCGAGUUUCAAUUCCUUCGCAACUUUAUGCGUGAAACGGAUCAAAAGCCUCCCGUGGUUCUCUUCCCCGGCCUUGCGAGCAGCCGCUUGAUUGCUUGGCGCGAGAAGCAGUGCCGUGGGUUUGGCAUCCACGUCGGCGACCUCGUGUGGGUGAGCGUGGAGAAAAUCUUGCAAACCCUGACCACCGACUCGCGGUGCUGGCUUGAAUGCCUUGCCCUCGGCUUCAACCAAACCGAUCCCGAGAACUGCAAGCUCCGACCUGCCGAAGGAACGGCGGCGCUGACAGAGCUCGCGCCGGGCGUUUUCACUGGCAAUCCGACCACGAUUUUUGGCGUUGUGAUCAAGUCCCUCGCCAGCGAAUUGCUCUACGACGUGCAGUCCAUUGUGGCUGUGCCCUACGAUUGGCGUUUGAGUCCAGACAUGCUCGAGCAGCGCGACAUGCUCUUCACUUCCGUCCGCGAGCGAAUCCAGUUUGCCGUCCGUCACAAAAAGCAUCCUGCCAUCAUCAUGGCCCAUUCUCAGGGUAACUCGCUCUUCCUCUACUUUGUGGACUGGCUCAAGCUCCACUACCCAACUUCUUGGCAAAGCUGGCUCGAUGAGAACGUGUGGGCGUACUUUGGUCUGGGCGCACCGUUGCUUGGAGCAAACGAGCCCUUGCGCGGCAUCGUCUCUGGUCUGAACAUGGGCCUGCCCAUCUCUGAACUCCAGGCCAAAACAUUGUCGCAAUCGUUUGGGAGCGUCCACUGGUUUUUGCCCCACCAAGACACUCGCAUCCAGAAGCUCCUCAUGGCCGCAACGAAGAAGAGCCGCAAAGCGCGCGAGCAGCAGCAGGACGAACUGCAUCAGUUGGCCGAUCACGAAGACGAGGCCAGGGAGGACGCAGACUUUGAAAAGGAGCACGGCCAAGACUUGCCAGUCAAGUUUGACGAGAUUAUUGCCUUCCGGUUUCAAAACGGGACCCAGCGCAUCUUUUCUUCUGCCGAAGUAAGCAGUGGCGCCAUGUUCGGGAUGCUCGGAGAAGCGUUGAACGAUACUCGCUUCUUGGACUUGCAAACCAUGCUUCGCGAGCAUUACCUGGAGCGCAAGCCAAAUCCGUUGGCGGCUCCGCCCACGCGGCCUCCCGUUCGCCAUGUGGUCAUGUUGUACGGUGUCAACCUUCCGACGGAUAUUGGCUACGUCUACUCGCAACUCCCCAACACCAUGGAGCCUCGUACGGACGCAACGAUUUACGAGGACAAGGGCGGCAUCUUUGGCAUCAAGACGCGCUCGCCAGUGCUGUUGUCCUUGGCCAACAACCCGCCUUCAUCGACGCUGGACGAUUCGUCCCUGACUCGCCAGUUCACAGGUCGAUAUGCGGGACAGCGCAAUGUCUUUGGCCGUUCUGGCGACAAGACCGUGCCAUACUCGUCGUUGAGCUGGGCAAAUACCUGGCACGAAGGCGAAACCAACGUGACUGUCGUUCCUUCGCGCAAAAUCGAGUACUACCAGCAUCCCAUUGGCCAGUGGGGCGAGGAGCACGUUCUGUCAUUGAUGAACACGGUCGAGCCCGAAUACACUCGGCUUUCCUCGUCGCACAUGCACCAAGGCCGAGAGUUUACCACCACUGUCCUUGAAGUGAAUGGCCUUGGUCAUCGCGAGAUUGUCAAGGAAAAGUUUACCAUCAAGCUGAUUACCAACGAGCUCCUCGGAAAAGUUGGCGGCGAGCUACGGAAUAACGAGCUGUUUGUCGCCCCGGCGUCACGCAAAAAGGCCGAGGAUGCUCAUCGAGAGCUUCUUGCGCGCCUUCGCCGUCAAUCACAGAAUGCCGCUCACACCGAGCUCUAACCCGAGAAGUGUGUGUGUGUGUGUGUGUGUGUGU